CCACCUGAGUCCACCCUUCUGCAUGUAUUUGAGCCCAGCUUAUGUGUCGGUCCAUGUGGGCUGGGGGGGAAUUGGGCAAUGGCUGUUCAUGACCCCCUUCCAGCUCUCUGCUUGCUUGGUGUCCUUGCCGCCAUGUUGCCCCAGGGCCUGGGCAGAGCCUUGCAGAAGCCUCGGGUCACACGUGGCUUUGAUAUCUUCUCUUUUCAGGCCCAGCUUGGGACAUUCUUCACUUCUCUUCGCUUCCCCUCUGGGAGCCCCUUUCGCCACCCCUGCACCUUGCUUCGGGCGAUGCCCGAGAGGGAGCUGUGGCCAGCGGGGCCUGGCUCAGAACCCGUGACCCGCGUCAGCAGCUGUGACAGCAUGACGAGCACCACCUCCACCCGCUCUGGAUCUAGUGACAAUAGCUACGAUUUCCUGUCUGCGGAGGAGAAGGAGUGCCUGCUCUUCCUGGAGGAGACCAUUGGCUCAUUGGACACCGAGGCUGACAGCGGUCUGUCCACUGAUGAAUCUGAGCCAGCCACCACUCCCCGAAGUUUCCGGGCACUUCCCAUAACCCAACUUGCUCCAGAGGGAAAUCCAGAGGAGAUCAUCAUUCAGCAGGGCCCAGAGCCAAGGAAAGUGUCUGGGUCCAGCUCCUUCCAUCCUUCUGAGCCCCAGCGCCUGGGCCUCCGGUCUGGUUCCUACAGCCUCCCGAGAAGCAUCCACAUUGGCAGAAGCCAGAACCUCAGGAAAAGCACCACCCAAACUAACGGCCACGGGCCUGGAGAAUCUGUGGGGCCUGUAGCAAAGCCUGAGAAAGAGCAGGUGGGCCAGAGCAGUGAGCCCAGCCAGCCACCAGCCCGCCACCGGGAAGUCGCCUUGGACUUGGACGUGGCGGUCAUCCCUCCACCAGAGGCUUUCCGGGACACCCAGCCAGCUCAGCCUGGGGAGAACAGUCUGCCCAAGGGUCUGGGAGAGCAGAAGCACCCUCCACCAAACUCCCAGCAGAGAAAGGAGACUUCUUCAGAGACCAUGUCCCACAAAGCCAAUGAGAAAGGCAUAACAGGAGGCCCAAGCCAGCCACAGCCCCCUCCUGCUACAUCGUCUCACAACGUUAGCACUGAAAACGCUCCCCGGCCAUUGAGCGGGGAGCCGAGUGCCCAGCUGCCCCCCCUUACAGCCCCAAAGCCCCGGAAGCUGCCCCCUAAUAUUGUUCUGAAGAGCAGUCGAAGCAGUUUCCACAGCGAUCCUCAGAGCUGGCUGGUCCGCCACACCGAGGCUACCCCUGGAGAUUCUGGCCUGGUCUCCUCCUCACUGCAGGAGCAGAGGAAAGCACGCAGGGAAGCACUGGAGAAGCUGGGGCUACCCCAGGACCAGGACGAACCUGGGCUUCACCUAAGUAAGCCCACCACCUCCAUCAGACUCAAGGACCCAGUUCAGGCACCCCCUCAGGCCUCAGCGGCUGCUCCUACAGGAAAGGCCCCGACUCUAACUCCAGCUCUGGGGGUUUCACCAAAGAAGACUCCAGCUCUGACUGUAGCUCAGGGGUCUUCUUCUGGCAAGGUUUUGCUUCCUACCCAGGAACCGUCUCCAGGAAAGGUUGCAGCUGCCAAAUCCACACCAAUCCCUAUCCCCAAGGCCCCCAGGGUAAAUAGUCCCCUGUCUCGGCCACAGCCAGACACGGGACUGACUCUCCAGGAGGGCAACGUUCCUGGCCUGAGACAGAUGAACUUCAAGUCCAACACUCUGGAGCGUUCAGGCGUGGGGCUGAGCAGCUACCUCUCCGCUGAGAAAGACCCCAGACCCAAAACUAGCACUUCUCUGGGAAAGGGCUCCUUCCUGGACAAGAUCUCACCCAGUGUCUUGCGUAAUUCCCGGCCCCGCCCUGCCUCUUUGGGCACGGGGAAAGACUUUGCAGGCAUCCAGGUGGGCAAGCUGGCCGACCUGGAGCAGGAACGGAGCUCCAAGCACCUGUCCUACCAAGGACAGAGCCGUGACAAGCUUCCUCGACCCCCCUGUGUCAGUGUCAAGAUCUCACCGAAGGGCGUCCCCGAUGAGCACAGAAGGGAGGCACUGAAGAAGCUGGGACUGUUGAAGGAGUAGGCACUGCCAUCAGCACCACCAGCA
Messenger RNA from Tupaia belangeri chinensis (Chinese tree shrew), 2106 nucleotides. It is a transcript of the gene CUNH1orf116, whose product is annotated as chromosome unknown C1orf116 homolog. The transcript has 4 exons. The coding region runs from base 79 to 2082 and encodes 667 amino acids. Gene Ontology annotation, cellular component: cytoplasm. The record is from RefSeq and is a predicted model, not a curated record. Lineage: Eukaryota; Metazoa; Chordata; Mammalia; Scandentia; Tupaiidae.